Molecule: messenger RNA, 1368 nt
Organism: Ochotona curzoniae (black-lipped pika)
Lineage: Eukaryota; Metazoa; Chordata; Mammalia; Lagomorpha; Ochotonidae
Gene: EPCAM
Product: epithelial cell adhesion molecule
Exons: 9
Coding region: 25-957 (310 amino acids)
Cellular component (GO): bicellular tight junction; membrane
Molecular function (GO): cadherin binding involved in cell-cell adhesion
Source: RefSeq, a predicted model, not a curated record
CUCUGCUUAGCGCGCGCGUAGAGCAUGGCGCCCUUUCGGGUCCUCGCCUUCAGCCUCCUGCUCGCCGCGGCGACGGUCACUGCUCAAGAUUGUGUCUGUAAAAACUACAAGUUCACCACCAACUGCAUGCAGAAGAGCAAUGACUGCCAAUGUACUUCAAUCGGUUCACAAAGUACUGUUCUGUGCUCAAAACUGGCGUCUAAGUGUUUGGUGAUGAAGGCGGAAAUUACCAGCUCGAAGUCUGGGAGGAGAGUGAAGCCGGAAGGAGCCAUCCAGAACAAUGAUGGACUUUACGACCCGGACUGCGAUGAGCAGGGCCUCUUUAAAGCCAAGCAGUGCAACGGCACCGCCACGUGCUGGUGUGUGAACACGGCUGGGGUGCGCAGGACCGACAAGGACACCGAGAUCACCUGCCCCGAGCGAGUGAGGACCUAUUGGAUCAUCAUUGAACUAAAGCACAAAGAAAGACAGAAACCCUAUGACACUCAAAGUUUGAAGAAAGCAAUUGAACAGCUCUUCACAUCUCGUUAUCUGCUGGAUCCCAGAUUUAUCUCAGAUAUUCUGUAUGAGAAUAAUGUGAUCACUAUUGAUCUGAUGCAAAAUUCUUCCCAGAAAACUCAGAAUGAUGUGGAUAUAGCCGAUGUGGCUUACUAUUUUGAAAAGGAUGUUAAAGGUGAAUCCUUGAUCCAGUCUUCUAACAAAAUGGAGCUGACAGUCAAUGGGGAACCAGUGGAACUGGAUCCUGGUCAAACUUUAAUCUACUACGUUGAUGAAAAAGCACCUGAAUUUUCCAUGCAGGGCCUAAAGGCUGGCAUCAUUGCUGUCAUUGUGGUGGUGGUGCUAGCGGUUAUCGCUGGAAUUGUUGUGCUGGUCAUGUCCAGAAAGAAGAGGAAUGCGAAGUAUGAGAAGGCUGAGGUAAAGGAGAUGGGCGAGAUGCACAGGGAAUAUGAUGGAUAACUUCUGUCAUUUGAAGAUGAACUGCAAGAAGGAAGAUGAGCGAGUGGACUGGUUCCAGGCGUGCGAGCAUGAGAUAGAUGACCUGUGAGGGUUACUGUUGAGCUAGUUGACGUCAUGCAUUUGUGAUAGUGAAACGUAAACUCAAAACAUGAGCAGCUUGAAAUCGGCAUUACCAAUCUUAAAAUGUGGCCCCAAAUGUCUUGUACAUGAAGAUCUAUUUUAGAACCCAGAGCUGUACCAAAAGGCUAGUUAUUUAUGUGUACCAUUCAGGGGUGUGUGCUCAACAUGCUUCCACAAAUUGAGUGACUGCUGGACCAUUUGUGAUUGAAAGCUGCCUUUCUGUUUACUUUGAGUGUUGUACAUACAAACUUUUUUUAUUGAACUGUUGAAAUAAAACGUUUUUAAAUUGAA